Messenger RNA from Mangifera indica (mango), 1018 nucleotides. RefSeq names its product protein SRC2 homolog. The coding region runs from base 69 to 887 and encodes 272 amino acids. Lineage: Eukaryota; Viridiplantae; Streptophyta; Magnoliopsida; Sapindales; Anacardiaceae. The transcript has a single exon. The record is from RefSeq and is a predicted model, not a curated record. Gene Ontology annotation, biological process: defense response.
GACAAUCACAGAUCCACACAACUUCCCCUUCUUUCUUUGACAAAAAUCUCCAUUUUCAUCCCCGGUUUAUGGCUUCUCGCUAUGAAGUUGAGGUGACUAUUUCCUCAGCCAAGGACCUCAAGAACGUCAACUGGCGUUACGGCCAAACCAGGCCAUACGCCGUCGUAUGGGUCGACCCUAACAACAAGUGCUCCACCAAGGUUGAUGAAGCGGGCGACAUUUUUCCUUACUGGGAUGAGAGACUUGUCAUCCCUCUGCCUGGGCCCGUCGAUGGAGACUCCAAUCUUUACAUCGAUAUAGUCCAUGGCGGCAACGAAGAAGGGACCAAAAAGUUGAUCGGAUCCGGCCGGCUUAAGCUCAGAGAUGUUCUCGAUGAAGUCGGCGCCGGUGAACGCGUCAAACGUACAUUGACUCUCAAACGACCUUCCGGUAGGCCUCAAGGAAAAGUUGAAGUUAAAGUUACAAUCUUGGAGCCCCGUUAUGCUCCACCUAGUUCGUAUUAUGCACCUCCUUAUGGCACAGGUUCCAGAGACUAUCACGCGCCGCCACCGUACGGUAACCCUAACCCAUAUGCUCCUCCACCUCAACCCUACGAUCCGUACCAUUCAAGUGCUCCGCCACAAAGUGGGUAUUCUUACAAUGCGUACAGCGCACCACCGACCACGGCGUACGCGCAGGGAAGUGGGGGGUAUUAUGGUGGACAAGAGGAGAAGAAGAAGAGUAAGUUUGGUGGAAUGGGGACGGGAUUGGCUGUGGGUGCGGUAGCUGGAGUUCUAGGUGGACUCGCGUUGGCUGAGGGCGUUGAUGCGCUGGAAGACCACAUUGCUGAUGAAGCCGCUGAAAAAGUCGAAGAUGAUCUUGCUUACAACGACGAUGACGACUACUAGGCUGGCCUUCUUGGCUUUCCUAAAAGCCUUUCGCCAUGGUUAAUGUUGUCUGUUUCUUGUUAUUUUAUAAUUAAAGAGUGUCGUCCUGGUUUCGUAUGCUUAUGGAAAAUGCUGCAAUUUCCAAUUUCCAA